This is a messenger RNA of Centropristis striata (black sea bass), 3000 nucleotides long. Its product is annotated as protein EFR3 homolog B-like. Gene Ontology annotation, cellular component: plasma membrane. Gene Ontology annotation, biological process: protein localization to plasma membrane. NCBI's taxonomy places the organism in Eukaryota, Metazoa, Chordata, Actinopteri, Perciformes, Serranidae. The record is from RefSeq and is a predicted model, not a curated record. Bases 88 to 2742 code for a protein of 884 amino acids. The transcript is spliced from 22 exons.
UCUUCUUCUUCUUCUCCUCUCAGUUUGUUGGCGGUGUGAACUCCUCGUCCGUCCAUCCCAUCAUCUGUCGCCCAGGUUGCUACAGAGAUGCCAGGGACUCUCCCGAGGUUUCCCAGCAUGCCCCGAGGCAUCAACCCUCCCAGUUUACCCAGAGGCCUCACCAUGCCCACUCUACCCAGCUUGUCCAGUUUACCCAGCAUGCCCCGGGGCAUCACAAUGCCCAACCUGCCCAGGGGGAUGUCACUGCCGAGGGUCGUGGCCAUGUCCACCGUGUCCCGAGCUCCUCGGAGGCUGCUGCAGGACUGCUGCUCUGUGCUGGACCACCAGACACCCGGAGGUCUGUGCGGUUGCUGCUGGGCGUUGCGUCCUCGCUACAAGCGGCUCGUUGAUAAUAUUUUCCCAGAAGACCCUGAGGAUGGCUUGGUGAAAGCUAACAUGGAGAAGCUGACGUUCUUUGCUCUGUCAGCUCCGGAGAAACUCGACCGGAUUGCUGCAUACCUGUCAGAGCGGCUGACUCGAGAGCUGAACCGCCACCGCUACGGGUAUGUGUGUAUUGCGAUGGAGGCGAUGGAGCAGCUGUUGCUGGCCUGCCACUGUCAGAGCAUCAACCUGCUGGUGGAGAGUUUCCUCAGCACGCUGCGUCUGCUGCUGGAGGCCGACAGGCCACACCUCCACAUCCUCGCCACCAGCGCCUUUGUGAAGUUUGCAAACAUCGAGGAGGACACGCCGUCGUACCAUCGUAGCUACGACUUCUUCGUGUCCCGCUUCAGCCAGAUGUGUCACUCUGAACACGAAGACAUUGACACGCAGAACAAGAUCCGUGUGUCGGGGAUCCGUGGUCUUCAGGGCGUGGUCAGGAAGACGGUGGACGAUGAGCUGCAAGUAAACAUCUGGGAACCUCGUCACAUGGAGCAGAUCGUCCCAGCUCUGCUGGUCAACCUGCAGCAGCGCACACACACUGACAGGUACACAAAAUUCUUUUGUUUUGAGUCUCCAGCAGAGCAGACUGAGGUGUGUUUCAGGGAGCUGUUGGGACGAGCUGCUUACGGACACAUUACCAACGCUAUCAGACCUGUGCUGAUGCACCUGGACACUCACAGUCUGUGGGAAGGACGGGUCUUUGCUGUCCAGUGUUUUCAGAUCAUCAUGUACUCCAUCCAGUCCCAGCACUCCCACCUGGUCAUCCAGCAGCUGUUGGGUCACCUGGACGCCAACAGCCGGAGUCCAGCUUCAGUCCGAGCCGGGAUCGUGGAGGUUCUGUCUGAAGCUGCUGUGAUAGAAGCUACGGGAUCUGUGGGUCCCACAGUACUGGAAGUAUUCAACACAUUACUGCGACAGCUCCGGCAGAGUGUCGACUACCAGCUGACUGGAUACUAUGACAACGCUGGAAAACACAAAACCACCUCACCUGAAGAGAAAACACUGCAGGACGCUGUCAUUAAAACUAUUGGAUCCUUCGCCAACAGGCUUCCUGUCUACCAGAGGUCAGAGGUCAUGCUGUUCAUCAUGGGGAAGAUCCCUGUUCCUGGUAUCUACCCCGCUUUGGGGUCACCCAACGCAGGGUUUGAAGGCAGCAGGAUGAUCCAGGUGAUGCUGCUCAAGUCUCUCCUUCAGGUAUCUGAGCGUUAUGAAAGCACUAACCUGUUGACGGCGUUGCCCUCGUCUUUCUUGGAGCCUCUGCUGUCCUUCACACUAAUGGAGGAUCCAGAGAUCCGUCUGCUGGUCCUCUCCAUCCUCACCUCGCUCAUCGAUAGACACCACAACACCGCCAGACUCACUGCUGCCAGUGUGACGUUUGACGUCUCCGCAUUGGAGCUGAAAGAGGACAGAUGCUCUCGACAGGACAACUUGUUCAUUAGGAAGCACGCUCAGCGUCUCUACAGGCAUGUCUAUCUCACCUGUAAGGAGGAGAGCAGUGGGCGGGGCCACUACCUGGCCCUCUUCACCCUAUUGGCUGUCAUCAGUCUGGAGCUGGCCAAUGAGGAGGUGGUGGUGGAUCUCAUCCGACUGGUUCUCGCUCUGCAGGAGCUGGCGUUGUCCAAUCAGGAGUGUCUGUCUGUGUUUAACCGAUGUGGUGUUCAAGCCGUCUGCGCCGCCUUCCUCCACCUGUUGUCCCAGCUUGGUCCACCACCACCUUUCCACCAACACGUCACACAGGUGAUAGAGAGUCGUCAUGGCAACGCUCCACACCUGCUGCCUGAAGAGGUUUUCUGUGACAAACCGAGACUGCCAGAAGGUGAGCUGAAGGUGGACGAAGCCUUUUUGUUCAUCCAGUCAAAGAUCUGCGAGGCUCUGACAGGGAGCAGCUACAGCGCACACACUGAGCGCUUCAACACGCCUUACACACCUCAGAUAACAGAUGAAGACCGUCUGUCGAAGAGGAAGAGUAUCGGAGACGUCAUCUCUCUGCAGAUCGACAUGGACCCAGAGUACUGUCCUGAUACAGAGCAGAAACCUCAGACGGAGCAGAUCACCUUUGAGACACUGAAGAACGCCAUAGAAGACAGAGGGAGCGUGGAGGAGGAGGAGCGGAGGAGAAGGAUGCAGCUGGUGGAGCGCUUUCAGACGGCGCCGUUUGAAGAAAUCGCUGCUCACUGCGGUGCCCGGACGUCUCUGCUUCAGUCCAGACUGGAGCGAGUGUUGGACGUGAUCAUCCGUCCUCCUCCGUCUCCGUCCGGCGUGUCUCCGCCUCGCUCCACGCCGCUCUACGAGAUGAAGUUUCCCGACCUGUGUGUCUAUUAAAAAUUCAGCUGUAACCUUAAAGCACUUCCCUUAAUAAUGUGAUGAUUCCCCACAAAGAGGUAGGAGUGGAGAUUAUUCAGGUUAGUCGUAUUAUUAUUCAUAAAAUAUGUAACAUGAAUCAUGUGUCGUCCCUUAAAAGUUCAUUUCAUUUUUGGAUUUUAAUGACACAUUAAAUGACACGUUGUUCACAAGUGUUUUCUGUUUUAAAUAUCUGUUUCACAGCAAAAAAUAAUAAAAUAUUUAACUUAAAAUAACAUU